GGAGCGACUGUUUCAGUCGAGGACUCAGCCUUAGUUUUCUGUUCAGCAUCCGCUUCCGUCGUUUCCACCGUUUCCGGCACGUUUUUUGUUUCAGUUUCCUGUUCUGCUUCCCUCUCGACUUCCUUCUUCUCUACAAGUUCAGAAGCUACGGAUGCCGCCGUUUCUUUCUCCACGGGGUUCAUCUCAGGCAAGCAAGGAUCCUCUAAGCUGAGAUUCUCCGUUUUUUCCUCCAAGCUUUUUGCCAUUGCUGACUUGGUGGUAAACAGUGAACGCGUGUGUUUCACGGCAGACCUUGUCAACAACCAAUCCUACCGAGGAAACAACAAUUUUGUUAAACAACGGUUGUUGAAAACAGCUAGACUCCUUCUUUUGGAACCACGGACCGCGUUUGCUUGAUUUGCUACGUCUUUGCGGUGAAUGGACGCAAAUUUGGCAGAAUACCAAUUUUCAAAAAACGAAGGAAGCGUCAAAGUUUUGGGAGGAAAAGAAUUAUUUAAAGAGGCUUUUUUGGAUUAAAAUUGGAAUUGUUUUACGAGGUUCUAGUGGACGAUUGGUAUUUACAGAUUUACAGGAAGAAUAGGGUAAAAAGAUGGGACACACAGGACACGAGAAACGUUCCGUCGACGAAGUUUGUCCUUCCUCCGGAAAUGAUGUUACAUCAAAAAAGCAAAAAACAAAGGAGCCCGUCGAGACUCGACACCGUUUAGAGGUGCAGAAAAAGUUAAAGAAGCUCUCGUCCGUGCUCGACUCUGUCCUCGGGUUGCUGGACAGCAUGCCAGAGGAAGAGAAGCUACAGGAGGUGGAUGAAAAGCUUUGUCGGAAGAUGAAGAACGUUGCCGCCCACUUGAGCUCAAGUUUAAAGGGGAAGGGGGAGAAGGAGCCGGCUGCUGAUAAUAUUGCAGCUGCAGAGGAGGAAGAGGGCGAGGUCGUGGAAGCGACAAAUGCACCAAUACUUGCAUCCCAAUUCUCUUCAUCCCAUCUCCCUUCGCUAUACCCCUCUGACAGUGAAAACGAAGAAGGAGAAUGGCCCCCUCCGUUACCAAAAUUAAAGUCCUCCAAAUUGGAGAAACAGGUGUUCAUGCACAUUUCACGAGCCUACGAACUCUAUCCAAACCACUCUAAUUCACAAGACCUACUCUCCGUCCACAACGAGCGGCUUGAGUUUCUUGGUGACAGUUUCUUCAACUUCUAUACUACGCGACUCAUCUACGAAAGGUUUGCCGAACUCAACGAGGGGGAGCUGUCCAAGCUCCGGUCCAAGCUGGUCGGCAACGAAACGGCAGAAAAGUAUGCUCGCCUGUAUGGCUUUGACAAGCGCCUCGUGCUGAGUGUUUCUGCAGAAAAGGACGAGUUGCGAGAAGCCAAAAAGGUGAUCGCCGACACCUUCGAAGCGUACCUGGGAGCACUCGCUUUGGACGGCCAGGAGCGAGAAGCGUACCGCUGGGUACGACGACUGACAGAGCCGAAACUACGCGAAACGGUUGUUGACGGGCCGAUUGACAAGCGCGCCAAGGCCAAACUUUAUCACCGCUACAAGCACCAGGGCUUUAUUGAAUAUGCUUGGGUCGAUGGCAAGGGCGGCUCAUCUGAUGGCUAUGUUGUCGCAUGCAAAUUCAAUGGGGAUGAAAUUGCGCGAUCAUGGGGAGCCAACCAGAAGGAUGCUGGAGCCCGAGCUGCAAUGAAAGCACUAGAAAUACUUGCUAAGAGAGAACGCAAGCGGUAGCGAGAAUACGCGAGAAUUGGCGAACACAAGCGAACGUUACCGAAGCUCCGAGCUGUUUAUUUUGGUGGUGAGAAAUGCUGGGGAUUUCGGCACAGACGACAAAAGCGAUAAACCAACAGUGCACCACUGGACGAAUUGCAGCGAAUUACACACCUCCUCCAACACACGAUCUCAUCCAGGGUGCUAAGCGACCGCUCGGGAUUCGUUCUUUCACGGUUCCUCCUACAGUUCCUCUUUCUUCGAACUCGGAUCUGCAUUUUGAGCCUCUGUGCCUACGUCAUUGUCGCAUCGCAACGCGAAAUCAGCAAAUCAGCAUGCGGUAUUGUUAUGCCGAUCUUUUCCCCCUGUCGGCGUUUCUUUUCCCCGCGCCGAGCCCCGCGAGCUUAUUCGGCGACUGUGUUCGCUUAUGAAAUGAUGCGCAGCAAAUCGGCUCUAAAUACGCAAGUUUCGUGUAUGUCCACGAGCUGAUCGGAACGAAAAGGCGACCUUAACGACGACUCUAACGACUCUAAAUGAUGACAACAUCUGCUGUCUCUCAAGUUAAUCAUCGCUACUCAGCCCACUUAAGCCUCCUUCGUACUAAGGUGAGUCACAUCUGCCUCCUUACUGAAUGUCACCUCGGUUUC
This is a messenger RNA of Schizosaccharomyces japonicus yFS275, 2349 nucleotides long. RefSeq names its product double-strand-specific ribonuclease Pac1. The transcript has a single exon. Lineage: Eukaryota; Fungi; Ascomycota; Schizosaccharomycetes; Schizosaccharomycetales; Schizosaccharomycetaceae. Gene Ontology annotation, biological process: RNA metabolic process; termination of RNA polymerase II transcription, exosome-dependent; box C/D sno(s)RNA processing. The record is from RefSeq and is a predicted model, not a curated record. Gene Ontology annotation, molecular function: rDNA binding; RNA binding; ribonuclease III activity. The coding region runs from base 590 to 1723 and encodes 377 amino acids. Gene Ontology annotation, cellular component: nucleus.